AUGGAAUCAAGUGAAGAAAAGAGCCAGAGCCAUCAAGUUCGAAAAUUCAGCAGUCCAGAGACCGCUAUCUCACCACCACGAUUUCAGAGCCAGAGCCAUCAAGUUCGAAAAUUCAGCAGUCCAGAGACCGCUAUUUCACCUCCACGAUUUCAGAGCCAGAGCCAUCAAGUUCGAAAAUUCAGCAGUCCAGAGACCGCUAUUUCACCACCACGAUUUCAGAGCCAGAGCCAUCAAGUUCGAAAAUUCAGCAGUCCAGAGACCGCUAUCUCACCACCACGAUUUCAUUGUAUUGUGAGCCGCAAGUAUAUCUCAGCCCUAGGAAUCACGACCAAGGGCU
Molecule: messenger RNA, 337 nt
Organism: Pelobates cultripes (western spadefoot toad)
Lineage: Eukaryota; Metazoa; Chordata; Amphibia; Anura; Pelobatidae
Source: the annotation of a GenBank genome assembly